Molecule: messenger RNA, 4441 nt
Organism: Amaranthus tricolor (Joseph's coat)
Lineage: Eukaryota; Viridiplantae; Streptophyta; Magnoliopsida; Caryophyllales; Amaranthaceae
Exons: 27
Coding region: 187-3870 (1227 amino acids)
Molecular function (GO): protein binding
Source: RefSeq, a predicted model, not a curated record
AGUCUAAAAUGGCAAUUUAAUGAUCGUUUCUCAUACAGCAGAGAAGUCAUGUUGCCCCGGAGUUAAGGGGAGAUUUUUCCCGUUCGCCUGAAUCCAUCGAAUCACAGUCCACAAUCAUCUCUCUGAUCUCGUCCUCCAUUAACACAAUCCCGACUUCACCUCAAUUUCUCUUCUCUACUUUCAACAAUGGCGGAUUCCUCAGGUAUGACGCUUAUGGAUCUGAUGACGUCCGACCCUAAGGCGGUUCUACCAUCUUCAUCUUCAUCUUCUUCGUCGUCUACUCCUGCUCCUUCUUCAUCUUCACAAAUGGCGGCUUCUCCUACUAGGCCUCCGCCUACAUCGUUGGGUAAACCUGUUACAGAUCGUAAAUCAAAGAGGACUACUCUUUUGCAGAUUCAAAAUGAUACUAUUUCCGCUGCUAAGGCUGUUCGUGCUAAUAUCAUGCCCCAAAAACAAAAGAAGAGGCCGGUUUCUUACGCUCAACUUGCAAGGAGUAUACAUGAAUUAGCUGCUACUUCUGAUCAAAAAAAUUCCCAAAGGCAGUUGGUGAAUCAUGUAUUUCCAAAGCUUGCUGUAUAUAACUCAGUUGAUCCUUCUCUGGCUCCAUCACUUCUUAUGCUUGAUCAGCAGUGUGAAGAUAGAAGCGUUUUACGAUAUGUCUAUUAUUACUUGGCCAGGAUUUUAUCUGAUACUGGUUCACAAGGUCUAGGUACUGGUGGUGGCAUUCCGACUCCUAAUUGGGAUGCUUUAGCUGACAUUGAUGCUGUUGGUGGGGUUACUCGAGCAGAUGUUGUUCCGAGAAUAAUCCAACAACUUACUACCGAGGCUGUAAAUGAAGAUGUUGAAUUUCAUCCCCGAAGAUUACAAGCACUGAAGGCUCUUACAUAUGCUCCAUCAAGCAAUUCUGAAAUUCUUAUGAAAGUGUAUGAAAUUGUUUUUGGUAUUCUUGACAAGGUUGCAGAUGGACCUAACAAACCAAAGAAAGGGAUUUUUGGAACAAAAGGUGGUCAUAAGGAGCAGUUCAUUAUCCGGAGUAAUUUGCAAUAUGGUGCGCUUAGUGCUUUGAGAAGACUUCCUUUAGAUCCAGGAAAUCCAGUGUUCCUCCAUCGUGCUGCCCAGGGGAUUUCUUUUGCUGAUCCUGUUGCUGUGAGGCAUUCUUUGGAGAUACUCUCUGAGCUAGCUGCUAAAGAUCCUUAUGCUGUUGCAAUGACAUUAGGAAAGCAAGUUUCUUCCGGAGGUGCACUGCACGAUGUUCUCCAUUUGCAUGAUGUCAUGGCUAGAGUUGCGCUUGCAAAAUUGUGCCAUACAAUAUCAAGAGCACGAGUGCUGGAUGAAAGGCCUGAUAUUAAAACUCAGUUUAGUUCACUGCUCUAUCAACUCCUUCUUGAUCCAAGUGAAAGAGUUUGCUUUGAGGCUAUCCUUUGUGUAUUAGGAAAAUAUGACAACUCUGAAAGUACUGAAGAACGCGCUGCUGGAUGGUAUCGUUUAACUCGAGAGAUCUUGAAACUGCCUGAUACACCAUCUGUAUUGACAAAAGAAGCUAAAAAAGAUGCUAAGAAAGAUGCGAAGGAUGAAGCGAAGGAUGCACUCCCUCCAAAGUCUGCAAAAGAUAAAUCAAAGAAAACAAGGCGACCUCAACCACUUAUUAGACUUGUCAUGAGAAGAUUGGAGAGUGCUUUUCGUAGUUUCUCGAGGCCUGUACUCCACACAGCUGCAAGGGUUGUACAGGAGAUGGGAAAAAGUCGAGCUGCUGCCAUUUCUGUAGGUUUGCAGGAUAUUGAUGAACGGGACUAUGUUAAUACGUUUUCUGAUACAGUGGAUGAUCCUGAUAUCAAUGAAAGCUCGCAAUCUGAAGGUAUAAGAAGGACAACCUCUAUGUCAAAUGGAACUGGUGCAAGGGAUACAAUAGCAAGCUUAUUAGCUUCAUUAAUGGAAAUAGUGAGGACAACUGUAGCGUGUGAAUGUGUUUAUGUCCGUGCUAUGGUAAUUAAAGCAUUGAUCUGGAUGCAAAGUCCUCAUGAAUCCUUUGAUGAAGUAAAAUCCAUUAUUGCAUCGGAGCUGUCAGAUCCUUCAUGGCCGGCAGCGCUAUUGAAUGAUGUUUUGCUCACACUACAUGCUCGAUUCAAGGCAACUCCAGAUAUGGCUGUGACCCUAUUAGAAAUUGCUCGGAUUUUUGCUACAAAGGUUCCUGGAAAGAUUGAUGCUGAUGUGCUACAACUUCUAUGGAAAACAUGCCUUGUAGGGGCUGGUCCAGAUGGAAAACACACUGCUUUGGAAGCAGUGACUAUCGUUCUUGAUUUACCACCUCCACAGCCAGGUUCAAUGGCUGGCAUAACUUCAGUGGACAAAGUCUCAGCUUCUGAUCCAAAGUCAGCUUUGGCUUUACAAAGAUUAGUUCAAGCAGCAGUGUGGUUUCUUGGAGAAAAUGCAAACUACGCAGCAUCAGAAUAUGCUUGGGAAUCAGCAACACCUCCAGGCACUGCAUUAAUGAUGUUGGAUGCUGAUAAAAUGGUUGCAGCAGCCAGUUCUCGUAACCCCACUCUUGCUAGUGCUUUGACUAGGUUGCAAAGGUGUGCCUUUAAUGGUAGUUGGGAGAUCCGUAUAGUUGCUGUGCAAGCUUUGACGACGAUGGCUAUCAGAUCUGGUGAGCCCUACCGGAUACAGAUAUAUGAGUUUUUAAAUGCUUUAGCUCAUGGUGGAGUGCAAGCAAAGUUUUCUGAUCUGCAUGUUAGUAAUGGGGAAGAUCAAGGGGCAAGUGGCACAGGACUUGGUUCACUUUUGAGUCCAAUGAUACAAGUCCUUGAUGAAAUGUAUAGAGCCCAAGAUGAUCUGAUCAGGGAUAUAAGGACCCAUGACAAUGCAAAUAAGGAGUGGACAGACGAAGAACUUAAAAAAUUAUAUGAGACCCAUGAGAGACUGCUUGAUCUUGUUUCACUAUUUUGUUAUGUUCCUAGAGCGAAGUAUCUUCCGCUUGGACCAACGAGUGCAAAGCUCAUUGAGAUCUACCGCAACACGCAUAACAUAACUGCAUCAAGUGGAUUUGGUGGUUUCGGCAGUUUAAAUGAUCCUGCUGUUGCAACUGGGAUUUCUGACCUUAUGUAUGAAACAAAAGCUACACCUACUGAAUCUGAUGGGCUUGAUGAUGACCUAGUAAAUGCAUGGGCAGCAAAUCUUGGAGAUGAUGGCUUGCUGGGAAAGAAUGCACCAGCAAUGAAUAGAGUUAAUGAGUUCCUUGCUGGUAUGGGAACGGAUGCUCCAGAUGUGGAUGAAGAGAAUGUGAUCGCUAGACCUUCAAUUGGUUAUGAUGACAUGUGGGCAAAGACACUUUUAGAGUCUACCGAACUAGAGGAAGAUGAUGCAAGGUCAUCUGGUUCAUCUUCUCCAGAUUCAGCAGGAUCAGUCGGGACUUCCAUAUCGUCACACUUUGGAGGAAUGAAUUAUCCUUCACUUUUUAGUUCAAAACCAUCCUAUGGGGGUUCACAGUCAACGGAGAAGGCAUCUAACAAGUAUCCCAUGGGGGGUAGUUCAUCCCUAUAUGAGGGUUAUGGAUCUCCGAUUAGAGAAGAACCCCCAUCAUAUGAAUCACACGCUUUUGAGAGGGAGGAUUCAUUUGUGAAUCCUUUAACUGGAUCUGGGUCACGAAGUUUUCGAUCUCUGGAUGAGGAACGUGUUUCUACCGGAGUUCCUCGGCCUGGAACUGCAUUGUAUGAUUUUACAGCUGGUGGAGAUGAUGAGUUAAAUUUAACAGCAGGUGAAGAGGUUGAAAUCGAGUAUGAAGUGGAUGGCUGGUUUUAUGUAAAGAAAAAGCGCCCUGGCAGAGAUGGCAAGAUGGCUGGGCUAGUACCAGUACUCUAUGUUACCCAGUCAUAAUCAUGUUGGUACUAUUGUGGAUAUAUUAUUUGCAUCUCGCGGGUGUUGUAGAAGUCGAUAUUGUUCACCUAGUGGUUCCCAAAGAGAAACUAAUAACCAACAUCGGCUCGAAUUGCUAGUCAAAUAUGAGAAAUGGUUUCUCUCAACUGGUUCAUUCGUGUUAUUGUACUUGAGUUCUUAACCAGUUCUAUAUCUACUGAUUUCCCCGUGAAGCUUAGCUCAUGUUAUCUGUAUAGCUCCUGCUUGGGUACACAAGCAGCCCAUAUUUUUCGCGUAGGUUGAUGUCAGGCGUGCCUUGUGAAAUUUGUGCUACGGUUGAGUUCCAAAUGAUAAAUAGAAAGACAUCUAAUUAAAAGACAUUGUAGUUAGGAUUGUGCGGAAGUGUAGUUCAUCAACAAUGUGUUUUAUUGCAAACAUUUGAAAACCUCGAUAUAAUAUGUUAAGUUGAGUUGGUUCCUUGACAUGAUACCCAUUCUUUUUUGUAACCUCGGCUGUAUUUUUGACGAUUUACUGUCAAUUUGUAAUACCAUUCUUUGUAGUGUAUUAUUUGUGCUAAUUACCACUAUCAGAA